Messenger RNA from Staurois parvus, 527 nucleotides. Lineage: Eukaryota; Metazoa; Chordata; Amphibia; Anura; Ranidae. The record is from the annotation of a GenBank genome assembly.
CUGUGUCCCUUGGACACAGCGGAUCACCGAUCAAUGGAAAGAGCCGAAGAUGUCGGCUCAGUCAUGUGAUCAGCUGUGUCCAAGUUAUCGGCAUUUCUCUCCUCACAAGCUGUCACACUGACAGCUCGAGAGGAGAGCCGGGCACAUGUACACUGAUCAUUAGAGCACUGAUGAUCAGUGUGCCCUGAUGAUCAGUGUGACCCCAGCAGUGCCACCUGUCAGUGUCCAUCAGUGUCAGCAGUCAGUGCUCAUCCAUGCCACCUGCCAGUGCCCAUCAGUGCCACAUCAGUGCCACAUUUCAGUGCCUACCAGUGCACAUCAAUGCCACAUAUCAGUGCUCACCUGAGUUGCCUUUCAGUGUCACCCAUCAAUGCCAGUCAGUGCCGCCUAUCAGUGCUGCCAGUCAGUGCCGCCUAUCAGUGCUGCCAGUCAGUGCUGCCUAUCAGUGUGCAUCAAUGCCGCUAUCAGUGCCCAUCAGUGCCGCCUAUCAGUGCUGCCUAACAGUGCCAGUUAGUGCCACCUAUCAG